AUGGAAAAUGUGGCUAGAAAUGUAUACCUACACAUAUUAUCUCGUGGAGGGUAUCGCUUGCUUGAGGAAAAAGUGAAAAGUGAAAGGAAUUCAUCGAGAGAUGAUUCCACAAUAGAUGAUAAUGGUAGUACAUCUCCACCGUCACGCCAUGAAAUAUGGAAGAGAGCACGACAAAAGAAAGAGGGAGAAUACACAUCACAUUCUACACAAGUUGCUGAGAAAAUUGAUUCUCUAGUUGAGGAAGCUGAAAAGGGUGUCUUUGUUCCGGGUGGACCUAACGAUAUCUUAACAGUAGCCAUUGGAACAUCUGAGCAUGGCGGUCGUGGUGUUGGAAAACACCAUAAAAUUAGCACUUUUUUGGAAGGCCGUCUCCACGUCGACGACAACAUAUGA
Molecule: messenger RNA, 393 nt
Organism: Lathyrus sativus (Indian pea)
Lineage: Eukaryota; Viridiplantae; Streptophyta; Magnoliopsida; Fabales; Fabaceae
Source: the annotation of a GenBank genome assembly